Messenger RNA from Protomyces lactucae-debilis, 780 nucleotides. RefSeq lists its product as uncharacterized. The coding region runs from base 128 to 418 and encodes 96 amino acids. NCBI's taxonomy places the organism in Eukaryota, Fungi, Ascomycota, Taphrinomycetes, Taphrinales, Protomycetaceae. The record is from RefSeq and is a predicted model, not a curated record. The transcript has a single exon.
CUCGUACAAUGGUCAGGAAGACAAACGUGCUCAAUUCACCCAACUGCACAGAUGCUACCCGGUAUGAAGUGAUGGCGACUGAGACGCUUCGAGGUGCUCGAUGGAGCGCAUACAAAUGGCUCUGUAGAUGUCCUUUAGAAGAGUGAAGCCGCCCUCUUGCCUCCUUGCGAGCGUAUUUGACAGAAUUCUGCGAUGGCUGCUGCUCCCAUCAGCUCAUUUCUGCACGAUCAUGUCGGAAAACGUCUCACAAGUCUUCUUUUGCAUGCUCUCUGUCAGCGCUGUGAGAGAAUCAGAGUGUGCUUGCCCAUCCAUCAUGCAGGCUAGGAUUUGCGAAGCGGCCUUUGCAUACCAAGUACCGUCCAUGCUUUGCAGGUCUGCUCCUUUCUGGCACUGCAUCGUCGUCAACUGGAAAUGGUAGGCCUGUUUGCGCAAGAAGAGCGAUUCCUCCUUUCUGGCACUGCAUCGUCGUCAACUGGAAAUGGUAGGCCUUUUUGCGCAAGACGAGCGAUUCCUCCUUUCUGACACUGCAUCGUCGUCAACUGGAAAUGGUAGGCCUGUUUGCGCAAGGAGAGCGAUUCCUUGCUGCCUCGAUUUGGCAGUGCGUCUCUUUGCUAUAUACGCUGGCAUGCCUGAGCAGCACACUCAAUUGACGCGAUGGCGUGUCCGGCAUAUCCUCUGGCUGAGCAAUGAGGGCGGCAGGCCACUAACACGACCCGAUGCGAUGCACAGCUGCAGUGCUGUUGUAUGGAGUCGCUUGGAUGCACACCGAGGCAUGGUGAC